This is a messenger RNA of Metopolophium dirhodum (rose-grain aphid), 4044 nucleotides long. Its product is annotated as glucose dehydrogenase [FAD, quinone]-like. Lineage: Eukaryota; Metazoa; Arthropoda; Insecta; Hemiptera; Aphididae. Bases 108 to 1919 code for a protein of 603 amino acids. The transcript is spliced from 2 exons. Gene Ontology annotation, molecular function: oxidoreductase activity, acting on CH-OH group of donors; flavin adenine dinucleotide binding. The record is from RefSeq and is a predicted model, not a curated record.
ACCAGAUCAGUACGUGUAUUAUGCAUAUCGAGUGCGUUUGUCCUUGUUACUAUAUAAGAGCUAUUUUACUUAACAAAUUUUAAUUCCUGCAACUUGUGUUGAACAAAAUGGCAAUGAUUUUCAAAAUAUUAUUUAUCUUAUUCAGUAUAAUAUUUCUAAAAGCAAACGCGAUCAAAUAUCCGAACGACUUCACUCCCACCCUAUUGUCAGGAGAGAGCAAAAUAAAAUUUGAUUUUAUUGUUGUCGGUGCUGGUAGUGCCGGUGCGAUAAUUGCUGCUCGUUUAAGUGAGAUAGCAGAUUGGAAUAUUUUACUAUUGGAAGCAGGUGGUGAUCCUCCAGAAUCAUCAGAAAUUCCACUCAAAUGGAGUUUGGCAUUGAACACAGAGUAUGAUUGGAAAUUUUUAACUGAACAGGAAGAUAAUUUGUUCAAAGGUUUAGACGGAGAAAAGUGUCACGUGCCCAGAGGAUGUAUGUUGGGCGGAAGUUCGUCCAUGAACGUUAUGUUGCAAAUUCGUGGAACAAAGUACGAUUUUGAUGAAUGGGAAAAAUCUGGGUGCACUGGUUGGGGUUUCAAUUCCGUUUUGCCGUAUUUCAUAAAAUCUGAAAAUUUUACUGACACGACUCGGUACGAUCCGAAGAUUCAUGGGAACUGUGGGCCCCUAACUGUGAGUCCCUUUGUAUCUCCAGAUCCUGCCAUACAAACUAUAUCACAAGCGGCAGAUUUGAUGGGCUUGACCAACGUGAAAGACUUGAACAAAAUAGAACGUUCGGUUGGAUACGCGAUGUCGGACAGCACGACUCGGGAUGGACUGCGGUGCAGUACGCUGAAAGCUUUUUUAAUGCCCAAUAGUGGACGACCAAAUUUGUUCGUAGCCAAAUACAUCCGAGUCACCAGAAUUUUGAUCGAGAACAAAAGUGCGGUUGGUGUUGAGUUUGUAACAAAAUCAGGCGAGUUUAAGACCGUCAACUGUACGCUUGAAGUCAUACUGUCUGCCGGGGUGGUUAUGAGUCCUCAAUUACUUAUGAUAUCCGGAAUUGGACCAGCAGAUCACUUGAAAGAGAUGGAUGUGAAUGUUGUGGCUGAUCUUCCCGUCGGCAAGAACUAUCAGGACCACGUAGCCUAUUUUGGGCUAGUCCUUAGUGACCGAAAGAAUAGACCAACCGAAGACAUUGCGGCAGAAAGUCAAAAACUUAGAAAGGAAACGUUUGAUUUGAUCCCCAAAGGUAUUAGCACAAUGGGGCUAACGGGACUUCUUAGUUUUGUCGAUUCCAAACGCGCUUCCGGAAACCCCGACAUCGAAAUUAUGAAAAUCAGAUACUCGUGCAACACAACCCAACAGAUGAACACGUUCAAGAACAUGUUUGGUUUUUCUGACGAGAUGGCGAACGUGUACAACGAGUUGAAUAAGCACAGUGACAUAAUACUGAUGAUACCGAUUAGUAACAUCAUAACCAAAACCGGGCAUGUUUUACUGAGAUCAAAGGAUCCUCUGGCGAGCCCGAAAAUAAUCGCAAACUAUUUGUCGGACCAGGAAGAAAUUGAUACGAUGGUGAGGGGUAUCGAGUUCGUGGUUGAAAUGUGCAAGACGAAACCGAUGACUGACGCAGGAUACGCUUUUGAGGAAAUAGCGUUCCCGAAUUGCGAGACGAAUUGCAAGUGGGGCACCAAAGACUACUGGAAAUGUGGUAUUAAAAAUCUGGCCACCUCAAUUUUCCAUUCAGUUGGUACCAACAAAAUGGGUGCGAUCGGUGACAAAACCUCUGUAGUCGAUCCCAGCUUAAAAGUGAUUGGCAUUGACAAACUUAGAGUGAUUGACUGUUCUGCGAUGCCAUUAUUAGUGACUUGCAACACAAACGCCGCCACAAUGAUGAUGGCUGAAAAAGGAGCUGAUAUAAUCAAAACCCAGUAUGGAAAAUGAGGUUAUAACUUAUAUUAUUGUCACCGUAUAUUAUGAGUGUUCUAGAUAUAUUUUAUCUUUAUCAUUUUAAAAAUGAAUAUAAAAUAAAAAAAUAUUCAUAUUAUUCUAUUUCAUAAAAAGAGAUUAAUAAUUGAAAAAAAAUACUGAAAAAAGAAAAAUUUUUUAUCGUUGCAUUUUUUAUCAGUAUAAAAUAUAUGAUGAUAGAAACAUUAAAUGAAAUAAUCCAAAAUCAAACGAUCAUUUAACAAAUUUCAAACGAAUAGUUUGAUAUAUUUUAUCUUAAUAUAUAUAUUAUUUAUUAUAAACCAAUUCGUUUAUAUAAGAACAUUAAGCAAUUAUGUAUAUUUUGUCAUAUUGUGUGUACACGAUUAUGUGAAACCUUCAAUUUAUUGCCAUAUUUGUUUUUAAAAGAAAACAUUGCACAUUUUCAUAUGUUUAAAUAGGAAUAAUUAAUUCAUACAAUAGUCUGUACAUUUAUUCAUUAUUUCGCAAUUUGUUUGCACAACAAUGAAAACACAAUGUCAAUAAUUUUCAUGUGAUGACGUUACAUUUUAAUAAACAACAACAUAUUGGUCUCGUUUAUUAUUAUUGCGAUCUGUCGCGAAACGUGCAGGUAGGUGUUAGGUACGCUAUAUUUUAUUUUUAUUUUAUAUACGACAAACUUAGUGACUAAUGAUAAAUGUAGGGACAAUAUGCUCGACGAGGAUUCAGUCGUCUCCUGUAGACGUAGAAAUUAUGAGUACCGAAUAAUUAUUAAAACAAAUACAAAUCGUUGUUGAACGUAUUGUUUGCCAAUUUUAAAGUCCACUGAGCUUGCACCCUUUGAUCGUCGUUUGUAACAUCGGGUGAUUAUGUGAGCCGCGACCGAUUUCCAAUCGAAUAAUGAUUGUCUGUCACACCAAUAUUUGGAAUGGCACGAGUGUUCUGCUGAGUUGUUUGAAAUAAUGUAUCAACUCCACAUGGAAACACGAUAUGAUUAUCAAACUAAAAUCGGAUUACGGAAGGUGUUUCGUGCCAUUUCUAUAAAAAAAAUACGAGGCGGACGUUGAAUUGACAAUCUAACUCAAUAAUAUUAAUCAAAAAAAUAACAUAUAACAAAAUAUGUAUAGUUACCAUAAAUUCCUAAAAUAAUUUCUCAACAUUUUAGACUCAUGGAAGAUUGUUUACGCUAAGACUUGGUUAAAGAAUUGAUUCUCAUAAGCGAAAAGACAAGACGUCAUCAACUUAUCUCUGAAAAAAUUACGAAUCAAUUCGUAAAUUUAGAAAUUGUUAAAAUAUACUAGAAUUAUUGCGAAAAAAUAUCCAAAUGUUUUUAUAAAUUUACAUUCCACAUCAUAUUUUAUACUAUAGAAAAAUAUUGUACUCGUUUCGAAACACACGAAUUCAUAAUAAUUAACGACUAUCAUUACAGGCAUAACUUAUGUUUGACAUAUUUUACGCAUUAAUUAACUUAGUAAAACGUGGAGUGGAAAUUGUAUAUUUUGAAAAAGAAAUAACAAGUAAACAGUUAAUCAUAUUUAUUCGCUGCUGUUUAUCUAAAAAUUAUUAUUGUUUUCCCCUCCCCGUAACUAUAUUUCACGUGAUAGAAAUUCAAUGAAUAUUUUUUUAUUUACAGAGCGAAGGAACGGUAGUAUUGUUAUUAUUUAUAACUUAUAAUAUAAAUAUUUCACCUAAUUAUACAUUAUUGUUUUUAACUGUUUAGUUAAGAUCUAUUAUUGCAUUUAUUUGGAUUUUAUUAUUAAUUAUUGGAUUGAUUCUACUUGAUUUUAUUUACAUAAUUUUUCUGUAUAAUACAAUUUAUUAUAUUUUAGAUCAGUUUUAAGAUUGUUGUUAAUAAUAUCAUAAUAAUAUGGUAUGUAUUUUUUGGGAUUUCCAUUAUCAAUAACUUGUACCCGAAAAAUCAAUCAAACGUAUACAUUUUCAUAACGACAUCAAUGCAUAGUACCGCACAAAUUGACAACGUCCAUAAUGAAACAUGAUAAUAUGUAUGUUGUUACGACAGGUUAGGUAGGAUUAAAAAAAUACUUUUGGAACAAUAAACAAAUUAGUUGAUUUACACAGGUGUAUAAGCCAUGCCGUAAUUCACUUACAGUUAUAAUACAAAAACUUCGCUGACGAUCAGUAU